AUGGCUCUGCUCAACCCGACCUUCAUCUUCGGCGUCGUCGUCCUCCUCUACCUGUCCUCCUUUAUCCUCUUCGCUGUCGUCCGAAUCCUUACAGGCGUAUCGAUACAAAGAAUAGGCUACUUCUCCCUCCGUCGGCUCGCAUACACACCACGGGAUGGAUUCAAGAUUGAGGUUCGCGGCUUGGGGCUCAACGUCCACCGCCCGACCUUUGCCCAGCCUACAUGGCUGAGUGUUGUCAUCAGCGAGCUGACCGUCACGGUCGACAUUGUCGAGCUCGAAGGGAAGAAGAGCGAGGAUAGCUCCACCGAUUCAGACAGCACCGAUGCGGAGGAAGAGACCGAGGCCCAGGCGACUGAGCAACCCAAGGUGCCAUUACUACGGCGGAAUGGCGGCUCUCCGCCUCGAAGUGAGACGUGGAGACAUCUGAUGAAGCUGAAGGACCGGAUGAAGAGGGCGCACCGCAAGCUUAACUGGCUGCGUAUGGUCGACGUCGUCGCCAGCAAUUCCACAAUCAAGGUUGUCGACGUGGGCGACGUGCAGUUUGGGAGCUUGACCGUCGCCGUCGACACGCGACGCAAGAUGGUGGACCGCGCACGCUUCUUCUUCCAGUCUCGGACCGACAGGAACAAGCAGAAGCAGCGUCAGGCGGAGUGGAUAAUGACAUUGCGCAGCGUUCUCUUCACUCCAGAGGGCAAGGAAUCGCUCGAAAUCCUUGACAACGCGACGCUAAACAUCCAUGGAUUUUUGUACGAAGCCUUGGACGGACUGAGAGAUGCUGCAAUCGCCCUCAAGCUGGGCCGUGUUCAUAUACCUUACGACGAUGUCCGACUUUGCGCCGAUAGAUUCAAGCAAUGCAAGCUGGCUGCGCGCUCGUCCACAAUGUUGGACGAGUCGGCCGACGUCUUCAUGGAUAACGUCAUACACGAGGUUGCCCAGCCUGGCAGCACCCACCAGGAAUUGAUCCAGACGGUUUCUGAUUCGAAGGAAUUCAUCAGCUCGAUCCUGAGGGGCGUCAAGGAGGUCCAGUUCGCUGUCAGCUUUGUCGGCAUGACGAAGAGGGUGGAUUCUGUCAAGCCCAAUGCCAAGCCCGUCAUGCUGAACGCUUCUAUGAAAGAAGUCGGCAUCGACUUGCACCGGCUGGAUCCCAAGUCUCCCUCACACAGGAUGUACUUCCCAUCCAAAGAUAUCGCCCAUGAGGCUCUUGCUGCGGCGUUGUCCAUUUCUGUCGGCGUCGACGAUGGCGACGGCAAGCCGGAGAGGCUGAUCUACAUCCCGAUGGCAACGACCACUGUCAAGACAACGUUGCCAUCCAAGACUGUCGAAAUGACACAAGACGUUGGGGCCGAGGAGAGGAACGCAAACAUCCUCUUCGCUAAUUCCGUAGUAACAUCUCCUUCGGUGGACCUCGAUCCUCGCCACCUACCGCUCAUCGUCGCCAUGCUGAAACCCAAAUCCUCAAAAAGGCCGCGAACUAAUCGUCAGCCGCGUCAUGUGCUCAUAUCACGACUACUGCCAAAGGCUAAUAUCAAAUUUACCAUGCACGAGCCAGUCCUCCGUGUCACCCUUCCAGCGGUCGACCAGCACGCGGCGUCCGACGACUUCGAUUUAAUCAUAUCGUCUAUUUCGUCCAUUUCGCUCGACAUGGAGUCAUUCCAUUCCACCGUGGAAGAUCUACACUAUUCACUUGCGUCUACUAUGAGAAUACAGUCUCACGAGCUGUACUACCAAACGUCGUCGAGUAAUCGAUUCGACUUGAUACAGACCGAGUCUUUCGAGCUGAAAGUGCAACUCAGUGCGACUCCGGACGUCCAUGUUGUUGCGUCGGGCAAUCUGCAGACAUUCUCGAUCAAGAUGGUGCGACCUGAGAUCACCGACGGUCUCAGGCAGAUCGUGCGACAGUUGAGGAUGAAUGUGGAACCAGAGAAGCGCUCCAACUUACACACUUCCAACAAGCGGCAGAACUUCCUGCGCGCAAUGCCAACGUGGCUUUUGCAGUUCCAACUUCAAGCAUCGGACUUCAGCGUCGAGAUUGCAGGCAUUGACGAAGACAUCUCAGAUGACACCCGUGGAGUGUCUUUGCAGCUCGAUGAGUUCUCCGCCGAGUACCGCGCACAAAGGCUGGAGGGACUUCAGCGGCGGCCGUCACGACGUAGGGCUAACAGCCGCACCGUGGCCCCGGAUUCCGACCUACUUAGAAGCCCCAUCUCGCCGCCACCUAGAAAGAAGCAGCAGAACCAUGGUGACGGGCGAAGAGUCACGUUCCACGUCCGAGGCUUGGAAGCCUACAUCGUCGAGUCGGAAGAUAGGGUCGAACUGGAACCCUUUGUCAACAUGCCGCGGUUCGAAGUAGCGUUCCAGGCUAUGAGUGACCAGCAAGGCCCAAUCUUCCAUAUCCAUGCCGGAAUCCGUACUGUUCUCUUGCAAUACUCUCUUUUCCGCCAUUACUCCGUCGGCGUAGCUAUCAUGAUUUUGCGGAGAGCCUUCAUGAGGUCUGGUCAGGAUGUUGGAUCGCCGACAAUGUCGCCGACGACACCGCGGAAGGAUGCCAGCGACUUACUUGCUCCUCCAAUGUCGCCAGAAUCACCUUUUCUCGACAUGAGCGAAUACUCGACGGUUACACCAGAACUCAUAGCCAUUGACCUCAAGGCGGCCCUUGUGCAAGUCAAGGCUGAACUGCCUAACGAUCCUCACUUGAUGCUGCAAGUUUAUGGGUUGAGGCCGGCCGACACAGAUGGUCUGCACCCUACCUGGCGUCGAAACUCGAUGCGAACUACAUGGGCCAGGAUGAUCAGCAUCAAGGGAGGUAGAGUCGACUAUCGCAAGUCUCGACGGAAGCUUCCCAACGGCGGCUUCCAUGAGGACAAGAUGAUCGACGUCAACUCCGACGCCAUCAGAUUCGCUGUGCCGCAUGAGGUCCAGGUCAACAAGAUUUCAGAUAAUGUCAUCAAUACGCUCAAGUCGAUCAAGCAGCUUCACCACCGCUUCAAGACCGGCACAAAUGAAUACAUUCUGGACAAGGUCCCGGGCGGUCCGAAGAAUGUUCCCAAAAUAUCAGUCCGAACACGCUCAUUACUUUUCGAGCUUGAGGACGGUGCAUUUGAGUGGAAGCUUGGAAUGAUCUACCGCGCAGGCAGAGUCGAGCAAAUGCAGCGACUUGCCCGAGAGGAAGCCUUUGAAGUCAAGAGAAAGAAGGUCCGCGAGGAAGAGUCGAGGAAGGAGUCAGGCAAACUGCGGGCUCGUUCGCUCUUCCACCGUGGACGGCAGCAGAAUGGAGCCUCGUGGGCCCGAAGCCAAAGCGCAGACGGCAGAAGACCAAGCACCGACGAGCGCUCACGAGGCAGAGCCCCAAGAUAUGACCCUGAUGGCGGAGGCGUUGGUCUCACAGGUUCAGCCUCAGUAGCAGAGCAGGAGGCACAGGCACGGCUAGAUGCGUACAACGCCCAGAGCUGGAAAAAGCGCAUCGACCGGUUCUAUGCCAUGGCAAAGAACGGCAUGAAAGAGAUCCGUGGCAUCUUCUGGGGCCCUGACCAACUUCCCGACGACCUGGAGGACACGGAGAAUAUCCUUGAGGUGCCCCAAAGGCCAGCACUCAUGUCCGCACUCAUCACCGAUCUCCAGUUCGUUAUCGACAAGCCAACUUUCGCCAUGAAGGACCUGCCAGACUUCAUCCACUCCGUCGGAAAAGGGAUGCCCAAGGAUAUGGAGUACGGUUUGCUCGUUCCGAUGCACGUUUCCAUCGACCUUAGCGAGGCCAGGAUUUCCCUGCGCGACUACCCGCUUCCCCUGAUACACAUACCCAGCUUGAAGGCAGGUCAGUCGACAAGACUCCCAGCCAUGUCGUUGAAAACGAACUUUGUGAUAGCAGAAGAGUUCCGCGGGAUGGAGUCUACCCGCCGUAUCAAGGUCAACAUUGUCCCCCCUCGAAACCAUGAGCCCGGCGGCAGCAACGAGGGCACCUUUGCCAUCGAUGUCCGCCGCACCAUUGGACCAGUCAAGUCAUACUCAAAUAUGCGUAUUGAAAUCAACACAGCCCUGCCGACAAGAAUCACCUGGGGUCCAGCCUACCAACCGGCUAUCCAAGACAUGAUGAUGGUCAUUGAGUCCUUCACCAAACCCCAAGUCGAUCUCUCCGAGAGAGUUGGUUUCUGGGACAAGAUACGUCUCAACUUCCACUCGAGAAUACACGUGGCAUGGAGAGGCGAUGGCGACAUGCAUCUUGCGCUCAAAGGAACCCGCGAUCCUUACUGCGUGACCGGCAACGGCGCAGGUUUCUUGAUGUGCUGGCGCAACGACGUCAGGUGGAACAUCAAUGCUGACGACGAUCCAAAGCGGUUCAUGACUGUGGAUUCUGGUGAAUACGUCCUAGCAAUCCCCGACUACAGUCACCAGGUUCGAGAGGCUGCAAGGCGAACAGGAGAAGACGACAGCCUUAUGAGUGAAGACAGCUACAAGUCCGGAGCGUCAUUCAAGAAAGUGGUAAUGAAGCUCUCUGGCAAGGUGCAGUGGAUGACUGGCCUUGUUUUCGAACGCGCAAUACAGGAUGGCAAACGCAGCUUCGAGUUCCGACCUCACUAUGACAUUGUAUUGCGAGCUCCUCAUCAUGUCAAGCCCGAGGACCAGCCAUACGAUGCUUUCCGUGGAUUCCGAAGCCAGCACAUUCAUCUCUCAAUCGCAGUCCGAGCCCCCGUAGACCGCGAUUGGAUGGCGGACAACGUAGAGUCGUCAAGAAGCUACAACACGGUCCAUUGCACGCCUCGCUUCUUUACUCACUUCUUUGCCUGGUGGUCCCUAUUUGGUGGCGCUAUGGCGUUACCCAUUCGGCAAGGAUCGCUUUGGCCCGGCAGAGAGCGAAACAGCAAGAAGUUCGGCAAGCAUCUCUCUACCAUCAAGUAUAAUCUCCUGCUGGCACCUCUAUUCCUCAGUCACAUCUACAAACAUAAGGACGCGGAAGAUGCUUCCGAUAGUGGUGUUUCGGCGACAGGCCUCAAAGUCCGCUUCGACAGCUUCAUGCUAGAUCUGCAUCAGAGGCGUGAGGAGUUCAACACGCGAGACCGCGGUCGCAAGACUAAGGGAAAGACAAGCGGCAUCAAACUUCAUGCGGCCCAGCUUGACUUAGCAGCAGCUGAUGUCCGCGCUGUUUCGGCAAGUAUACGGGGUACAACGACGGAAGCUAUCAAGAAAGGCACAAUGGCCAGCCUAGUCACGGACCAGCACGAGGAUAGUGCCGAUCUUUCACGUUUCACCAUCCCCGACAACGACUUGAGUUGGAUCGACAUGGACGAUUUUGUGGAAUUGGACUGGAUUCUGCCAACAGAGCCCAACCCCGACACGAAGAUUCUGCCCCUUGCCUUCGCGCCCCGUCUCACCUACUUCCGGCAAACGGAUAUCGGGGGUGUUAUUUCAGGCGACCCGGACCGUAGAAGUCCCUUCGGCGAUGAGCCGACACAUUUCUGCAUCAUGAGCCAUGAUGACGACCCCCGACGAGUCCAAGCACAGCUCAUCCAGGAACGUUUGGAUCAGCUGGAAGUCCAGAUUGAGAACUACAGCAGAAGCCUUGGAGAUGCCGAACUAAGAGUUGUGCGCGACGAUGCCAAAGACCCCAAACUGAUUGCCGCAUUCGAGAGUUUGCAGCAACAAGGCGCCAUAUUGCAGAGAAAGAAAGUCUACCUUCAGAACAUGCUCCGUCAGAUGAACAGCAAGUCCCCUAUAAACGGCAGCAACAUCUUCAAGCGGGAGAACGGAGGGGGCAGCAAGUCGGAAGAGUCGGUUGAGCUUGACCAAGGCGACGCCCUGACAAUACCAUCUGGCGCGGAGUUCGAGAGUGACUUCAACAAUCGAUUCGUCAUCCAUAAUCUCCAUUUUAAGUGGAACAACACCCUUCGAAACAUUGUCCUUCGAUACAUACAUCAGGUUAGCCAGCGGAGAGGUUUCGUGUACUACUUGUCUCGGCCCGCAGUCAAGUUCAUAUUGGACAUCGUGGAGGAACAAUACAAGGCCAAACAGAAUCCCAAGCCAGCAGGCAAGAACAGAACCCCCACAGGAGGCACCACUGCUGGUGCGUCUCCUGAUCUCGAUGCCGCCGAGCGCGAGUUCAAGCAGGAUAUCGAGGACCGCAUUAAGAACAUUCUGAAAGAAGGCAAGAAGUAUGUCAACGCUGACGGAGAAGCUGGCGACGAUGUCCCCAAUCUGCCGAUUGAAGACCUGUCGAGCGGCAUUUCGGACGAGUUCACGCCACAAAACAGCUACCAUGUCCGACUCAUUGCUCCGCAAAUCCAGCUGCAAAGCGACAAGAACAAGAAGAACGUGGUCAUUCUCACAUCAAAGGGCAUGGAACUCAAGGUUGUCGAGGUGAUGGACAAGAAGAGACUUGCAGACGUGGUCAGCGGUCUUGUACAACGACGAUUCCUUGUCAACAUGGACAGCACCCAGUUUUUUGUCACUCAUCAAUCAUACUUUUCGGAAAUCGUCACGACCUAUGCUGGCAGUCGAUAUGGUACCCCUGCCACGUCGUCAUGGCCGCCAUGGGUUCCCAUGGAAGUCAUGUUCGAUUUCGAGACAGAUCCUUUCGGCUUCAACCGUGUAGUGCAAAAGACUUCGGCCAUGCUCCGUUACGAGAAGUACAACACUUUGCGUCUGAAGUACAAUGACGAGGUCAACACCGACGGCGCCGGCGAUUCGUCCCAGCCGAACAACGAGAGGAAGAUGGACAACCUCUGGGUUGAGUUCCCGCAAGCCAGAGCUCUUUGCAAUUCUGGCGACUACUACGCCAUGUAUGUGAUUGUAUUGGAUCUACUCAUGUACAACGAGCCUCUCGAAAAGACGCGAAGCGAGCGCCUGGAAAAGAUCAUGUUGGCCUCAGACUUCAGUGAUCUCAGCGGCACGCCGGAGAUGGUCGAGAAAUUGCAGGAACGCAUCCGCCAACUGCAAGACAUCAAAUCCCACUUCCAGAUCUACUCCAAGUACAUGGAUCAGCAGGGUUGGGAGGAUCGACUCCUUCUCGAGCGAGACUUGGCAGCAUGCGAGGACGAACUGUUCUUCAUGAUGAAGGCCAUCACGUCCUCGCAGCGCAGGUACGAGACGAACUCUGAUAGCAACGCUCUUCUGAAAUGGAGCAUCACUGCACGAGACACGGUUUGGCACAUGCUCCGAGACAAUAAGGAACCGCUUGUCGAGUUGCAACUCAAGGACGUGGAGUAUGACCGGACCGAUAACGCGGACGGGUCGCACAUCAACUUGAUCAGGGUCGGCAAGGUUUUUGGACUGAACCUCCUUCCCGACGCCAUGUAUCCAGAAAUCAUUGCGCCCUACGUAGAUGGUGACAAGAGCACGGCCGACUUGGGCAACCAAGAGAUGAUCCGGGUCUACUGGUACAUGCUUGAAGCUAUCGCCGGCAUCCCCGUCAUGGAUCAUUUCGAGGUCAACUUGUUCCCAAUGAAGAUCCAACUUGAGCGCGAGGUGGGUAAGCGGAUUUUUGAGUACAUCUUCCCUGGCAUCGACGGCGACAACAAGACCAAGAACGACUCGCCAUUCAUGCUGAAGCACAUCCCCACGGAAGACGACGAGGAAGACGAUGACUCGAUGUCUGGGUCUGGCCGUCUUACUACUAGCGACAAAGACGGGUUCAACACCAGGCCGGGUUCACUUGAGCUGCGUCUACUCCCAACACUGAAUUCAGACUCUCCAACCAAAUCGAUCGGCAGCAAGAAGUCUCUCACAGUCAACACCGGCGAAGGCCAAGGACACACGUUCCGUCUCUUCCGAUCCGUUGGCACUGGCAAGGUCCCUUCAAAGAAGCCUUCCUAUGAGUCACUAAAGUCAACGAAGGAACCUCGCCCUGGAAUCGGUCGUACGUCGACCGGGUUCUCCUCGAAGGAAAGCACAGCCGCCAGCGAUGGUAAGAAGUCACGUUUUGGACGGCGCAAGGAGUCCAAGGCGGAAGAGAACAAGCCGUCCGACGACCUCACUAAGAUGAUGUCGCGUGCGAGCAAUUACAUGACGUUUGCGCACAUCAAGAUGCCCUCGGUGGUGCUCUGCCUCAGUUACAAGGGCAAAGACAACCGCAACGUCGAGGACGUGCACGACUUUGUGUUCCGUAUGCCGGCGGUGGAGUGGCGCAACAAGACGUGGUCCAACCUGGAUCUCGCUCUCGCCCUCAAGAAAGCAGUUAUCAAAGCUCUCAUCUCGCAUACCGGCGCGAUCAUUGGUAACAAGUUCAAACAACGCCCUAGUGGUGCACAAGCCAGCAAGCUUCGGGAACUGGCCAGCGGUUCCUCUCUCAUCGCGCCAACGCCUUCGUCGUCGUCACAACAGGACGCUGAUAGUAUCAACAACAGCGACGAUUCGUCAAGCCUAUACGGCAAUUCGCCGGUGGACUACUCCCGAUCGCCGCCGCGCUCUUACCACGGCAGUUCUGCUAGCAGCAUUCCCAUACCACGGCCUACAAGCAGGAGCUCUAGUGUCGCAAGUGGCCGCUCGCAGCGGACCGGCGGAUCAAACAACCAACAACCCACCGUGCCCAGCUUUCUUAUGAUGACGCCGCCGACGCCGUUAGAUAGCCGCGCGCCAACACAGGGAGUCGGCUUCGAGCUGCUGCGCCCCUCUUCUAGGAGUAGUUUGGCGCCGUUCGAUCAGGCCGGCGGCGGAACCAUCCGAUCACUAUCCCGGUCAGGAACGGGCGGGGACCCGGGCGAUCGUCGGAGGUCGGCCGGGGGCGCGUUCCUUCGCGACAAGCUCAACCAGCUCACACACCGAAAGCGCGACGGGGCUCAGAGGGAGAGCAGCCAGAAGCAAGAGAGCCAGAGGGAGGAGACGCCGGAGAGGGAGGAGGACCCGAGUAUCGCUGCUCCCGAUAGCCCCAAGAGCUCGAAACGGUUCCCUGGACUGAACAGCCGGGUCAAGACGGGAUAG
Molecule: messenger RNA, 8907 nt
Organism: Colletotrichum spaethianum
Lineage: Eukaryota; Fungi; Ascomycota; Sordariomycetes; Glomerellales; Glomerellaceae
Product: UPF0651 protein, mitochondrial
Exons: 2
Coding region: 1-8907 (2968 amino acids)
Source: RefSeq, a predicted model, not a curated record